ACGGUCAACCGUGCAAUAGAAGAAACCAUUGCCUCCCUAUCCUACCACCGCCUUGCCCCCCACCCCCAAAUUAACGUCCGCCGCGAAGGUCUUCCCCCUUCCCUGGAGUCACCAGAGCCGCCUUCUCGCCGAAGCAGGCCCGCUACCUUCAAGUGGAGAAACUCAGGCUUCCUCGCCUCCACCUCUACCUGGUUGGUGUGCAUCUGGACGCGAUUCGUUUCGUCGUCAUCGGCCGAAGCACAUUCCUUGCCCUUCCACUUGAAGCUAUAGUGAUUGGUGCGCCCAUUGUGAAUGACACUGCGGUCAUACUGCCAAGGGCGUCCCAAUAAGAGAUGGCAAACGGUCGUAGCGACCGCAUCGCAUCCCAAGAAACAUAAUGUCUUUUGAAGAUAAUGCAAUGGCUAGUCGUAUCACCUCGCCCUCAUCAAAAGCUAUGGUAUCAGAAUCAGAUCUUCGGAUAAUAAAUGUUGCAUCAAAUGUGGAUCAUUCUCAAGCAAAUAACCAGGCAAGUGCAGUCCUCGGUCCAGUGGCUAUCUUUUGGGACAUUGAGAACUGCCCUGUUCCAAGUGAUGUACGGCCAGAUGAUGUUGCUGGGAAUAUACGGAUGGCAUUACGGCUGCAUCCUGUUGUUAACGGUGCAGUUACAGUUCUCUCUGCUUAUGGAGAUUUCAAUGCUUUCCCUAGAAGACUCAGGGAGGGAUGUCAGAGAACCGGAGUCAAACUUGUCGAUGUUCCAAAUGGGCGGAAAGAUGCUGCUGAUAAGGCUAUACUGGUAGAUAUGUUUCUCUUUGCUCUGGACAAUCAUCCACCGUCAUCCAUUAUGCUUAUAUCUGGUGAUGUGGACUUCGCUCCCGCUCUCCAUAUACUUGGUCAGCGUGGAUACACCAUUGCCCUUGCGAUUCCAUCUUCAGUUACCGUCUCAUCGGCUUUGAGCAGUGCUGGGAGUUUCGUGUGGGACUGGCCUAGUCUUGCCCGUGGUGCAGGCAGUGUACCCCCCAGAUCCUUAGGGCAUCGUGCUGCUGAUCCUUUAGUCUGUCCUAACAGUGUAACACCGGGGAAAUUUCCUGACAUACAGACUGAAGAGGAGGCCAUUGUUUAUAUGGGAACUUUUAGGAAUGAAUAUGGUGGCAGAACAACCAGCAACCAGAUUAAUUGCUAUAACUCUUCACAGGUCACCGGAGAAUCAUGCAAAGCUUUCUGUACUCUGGCGGAUGGCAGUUGUGGCACCGGCACGUCAUCGAGGUCACAUCAUGUAUUAGGUGGUUUGAAUGAAGUCCCAGUGAUAGACCAAGGAUUUACAGGCGAACAAUCAUGGUGGGUUCGUCCCGGUGACCUUCAAGGCUUGAAGGGUCAACUAAUAAGGUUAUUUCAGUUAUCUGGUGGAUCUGUUCCACUUGUCCGUGUUCCUUCAGAGUAUUUAAAGCUGUUCGGAAGGCACCUGUAUGUAGCAGAAUAUGGAGCUGUAAAACUUGUUCAUCUUUUCGAAAAGCUGGCUGAGUCUUUUGUUGUCAUAGGGAAGGGUCAGAGGAAGAUGAUUUGCCUACGCAAUUCUGGUGAUAGGAACAUGAAGAAAUAUCCAAGCACACCAAUAAUUUUGAAAAAUGAAAAGAGAUUGAAUGCUACUCUCGAGGAAGGUACUAGUGAAGCAUGUCAGCAGUUGAGCAGCUCAUCAGAAGAUCUCUCAGAGGAUGAACAGAAUAUUAACCCUGACGUAGAUGGAGCAUAUGUGUUUGAUAGCCAUCUAUACAAGUGCAGAACAGAGGUCGAGGCUCUUCUUGUCUGUUACUUGUCGUGCCCUCUUCCACUCUCUCAUUUUGAGUCCCUGUAUGAGCAACGGUACAAGAAGACUCUCGACUACCAGAGCUGUGGAGUUGAUGGUCUGGAGGAACUGCUUAACAAGUUAAAAGAUGUUGUCGAAUUGAAUGUAGAUGAGAUCAGCAACAUGAAGUUCAUCAAAGCCAAGUCACCAAAAUGUAGUCCCUCAAAGCCAUGUUAAAUAGUGGUUGUCCUAAUAUCAGUAGUAUAGUCACGUGAGUACUUAGGAUUUUGUUUCCUCGCUGAGCAUGUUUGUCAAGCACUGGGCUGACGUCUAUUUUAAUCAUGUCGGUGGGAUAGGAGCAGACGUGCAGUUGCACAGCAAAUGCUUGCAAUAUUAUCUUGUUCUGCUAAUCUAAUCGAAUAUUGGUUGCUUCAUUUA
Messenger RNA from Triticum urartu, 2197 nucleotides. Its product is annotated as Putative endonuclease or glycosyl hydrolase. The record is from RefSeq and is a predicted model, not a curated record. Lineage: Eukaryota; Viridiplantae; Streptophyta; Magnoliopsida; Poales; Poaceae. Gene Ontology annotation, molecular function: RNA nuclease activity. Gene Ontology annotation, biological process: regulation of gene expression. Gene Ontology annotation, cellular component: peroxisome.